Messenger RNA from Folsomia candida, 1269 nucleotides. RefSeq names its product synaptosomal-associated protein 25. NCBI's taxonomy places the organism in Eukaryota, Metazoa, Arthropoda, Collembola, Entomobryomorpha, Isotomidae. Gene Ontology annotation, cellular component: SNARE complex; plasma membrane. Gene Ontology annotation, molecular function: SNAP receptor activity; syntaxin binding. Gene Ontology annotation, biological process: exocytosis; synaptic vesicle fusion to presynaptic active zone membrane; synaptic vesicle priming. Bases 348 to 1172 code for a protein of 274 amino acids. The record is from RefSeq and is a predicted model, not a curated record. The transcript has 4 exons.
GUUACAAUAACGCUGGAGACACAAUCGAGUCGUGCCUUUAGCUUCUUUCCCCGCCUGCAACGACAUACUUCUCCCUGCUCACUGGACGCAUGCAGAAAAGCAAGUGUGUGAUAAAAAAUACUGCUCAAUCCACAGGCUACUGACCUGAUUUGUCUCAACUUUACCCACAAGGACUUUCUCUCCAAAUCUAUGCAAAAAAAACAAUAAGACGGACCCAAAUUGUGCGUAAGGGUGGGAGUAAUUUGACUUUGGAAAUUUUAUGAAGUGGGUGUGACUGACUUGAGAGGUGCGUGUUUUUAGAGAAAAUUUGAUCCAAAAAGAGAAAGUCGGAGAAAGCAACAGGCAAAAUGCCUCCACCACCACCCUCCCCACCAAAACAACGCUCCGAGCUGGAAGAAUUGCAAUAUAAAGCGAGCGAAGUUACCGAUCAGUCGCUUCAAAGUACUCGAAACAUGCGAGAACUUUGCAACGAGGCGAAAGAGAUGGGAAUCCGCUCCCUUGUCGCUCUGGACGAUCAAGGCGAAAAACUGGACAAUAUUGAGAAAGGAAUGUUGCAAAUUAACAGCGACAUGAAAGAGGCAGAAGAAAAUAUGCGAGGGAUGGAAAAUUGCUGCUCCCUUAUUAAGUUUCCGUGCGCAAAGGGAAGCAAAGAUGAUGCCAAUUGGAAGGUGAACGAUGGCGAAGGGGGUGGUGGGUCGGAAAGACCGGGUGGACCCUCCGACGCAGGAAUACCCACGUAUGGUGGAUUCGUCUCAAAAUACACGAACGACGCUCGGGAGGAAGAGAUGGAGAAGAACAUGGAAGAAGUAUCGAACAUGGUGGGUAAUCUGAGAAACAUGGCAGUCGACAUGGGAAGCGAAAUUGGCAAUCAGAACGCUCAAAUUGAUCGUAUAAAUAUGAUGGUACAUGCCUUGCACGAUGCGUACCUAACUUGCUUAAAUUUCUCCACUAACAAAUUAAUCCCUUUCAGGCUGAGAACAACGUCGGUCGAAUCUCCACGGCGAACGAGAAAGCUCGAAAUCUUCUCAAGUAGACGAUCUAGCAAAAAUUUACAACUGGAAACCAACAUUUCUCAAAAAUUACUACAUACUACCCAGCAAUAUUUUCAAAGUGAUAAAAUAUUCGUUGUUGUUGUGAAACUUAUUUCAAUAAUUGUUCAACUUACUUAUUAACUAUUUAUUAAGUAGCUUCAGCUACUUUAUGUGAAGACUUUGUCUGUCUGUCUGUCUGUCUGUCUGUCUGUCUGUCUGUCUGUCUGUCUGUCUGUCU